Molecule: messenger RNA, 804 nt
Organism: Thamnophis elegans (Western terrestrial garter snake)
Lineage: Eukaryota; Metazoa; Chordata; Lepidosauria; Squamata; Natricidae
Product: lamin-A-like
Exons: 5
Coding region: 1-804 (267 amino acids)
Source: RefSeq, a predicted model, not a curated record
AUGCCAGACAGGAUAAGACUCCGGUGUUCCUUGGCAAAGCCCUGUUGGGGUUUACUUAGGGAAAGCUUGCUGAAACGUGUGAAUGGGGUCGUUCUCUUUAUCUCUGGGCCUGGGUUUAAAUUGGGUGAAUGUUCUGGUGCUCCCAAGUCUCCCUCCCAUGGGGAUCAUCUUGUGGGCUGGUGCCGAAGUCCAUCUUUCCUGCUGGGAAGGCUCUUCCCUCCUGACCCCAUCGCCGCUUCUUUCCCUUUCAGGAACGCCAAGAAGGAAGGAGACCUGCUCGCUGCCCAGGCCCGCCUGAAGGAUGUGGAGGCCCUGCUCAACUCCAAGGAGGCUGCGCUCAGCACCGCCUUGGGGGAGAAGCGCAACCUGGAGGCUGAAGUCCGUGACCUCAGAGGCCAGCUGGCCAAGGUGGAGGGAUCCUUGGCCGACAUCAAGAAGCAGCUUCAGGACGAAAUGCUGCGGAGGGUGGAUGCGGAGAACAGGCUGCAGACCCUGAAGGAGGAGCUGGACUUCCAGAAAAACAUCUACAGCGAGGAGCUCCGCGAGAGCAAACGCCGCCACGAGACGCGCCUGGUGGAGAUCGACAACGGGCGCCAGCGGGAGUUCGAGAACAAGCUGGCCGAUGCGCUGCAGGACCUCCGUGGGCAGCACGAGGCCCAGGUCCGGCUCUACAAGGAGGAGCUGGAGAAGACCUAUGCAGCCAAGCUGGAAAACGCCAAGCAGUCGGCCGAGAGGAACAGCAGCCUGGCUGGGACGGCUCACGAGGAGCUUCAGGAGACGCGGAUUCGCAUCGACAGGCAAUAG